AGAAUUCAUAGCUGAAGGUGACACGUGGAUAUUAGUAAGUAAAUCUGGCAGAGAUUCCACACAUUUGCUUGAAUAUUUCUAGUUUCUCGAGCCUAUUUUCGUAAAAAACAACAACACAUUUCUUUGGAGUGUUAAGUUCAAACCGGUUUCGUGCGCACAGUGUGUUGGUUGUAAUCAAGAAACAGAAUACAUACAGAUUGUUGCAUUAUUUUGUACUAUAUAAAUGCUUGUUGCGUUAACGAAGCGGCCAUUUGUCCAUUUAGCCGCACUUUACCAGUGAUCACCGGAAGAGAACACAGCUUUACUCUUCCUCAACCGAUUUUUUUAAUCGUACUUGCUAUUGCAAAGGAAAACGAUGGAUAUUCAUUUGAAAAGUCUGGUAGUAAUAACAGCGUUUGUCUAUGGAGCAAGCGCUUUUGAUUAUGUGAUUUUCGGGCCAAAAUCACUGCGGUCCAGUCAAGUGUUGCCGAUAUCUAUUUUGUGCCGGAAUACCUCGUCGGACGUUAAGGUGGAUGUAACUAUUCAGCCUCGACCGCAGGCAUACGCAGAUUUCCAAGAUACGGAUAUCAAGAACAAGUUGACUUUUACGCAGUCUUUCCUUGUUAAACCGAAUCAACUAAGUCAGCUGGAUUUCAAGGUUGGUGAUUUAUCAGUUUACCCGACCAAAACCGCUUUCUCUAUGGAUUUAGUUAUCAAUGGUUCCAAUGCCGAAGACUUUUUUAAUCGGGCUGUGUACAGUUUGACUGUGGAGAGUGAGGAGUCGAAAAGUGUGAAACAACAGUUGGUUUUCAUUCAAACUGACCAGCCAUUGUAUAAAGCCAAAGAUACCGUUCGAUUUCGAAUUGUUACUGUUGACCAACAACUACUUCCUGUAUAUGCACCUUUCACUAUUCGCGUUUUGGAUCCUCAAAAUAACAUUGUGAAGCAAUAUAGCAACGCCUCGGAUCCUAAUGCUGUUGGAUUUUUUGCCGGUGAUUUCCUUCUGUCCACUGACCCACUGAUAGGCGCAUGGAAAAUCGAAGUGCGCAGCGGCGAUUUACAGAAGGUCAUGGGAAGCAAGCAGUUUUCCGUUGACGAAUAUGUUUUGCCACGCUUUGACGUCAAAAUAUCUGCAAUUGAUCCGCCUGUUGUUACAAUUGAUUCCGUGCUGCAGUUCGUCGUGGAUGCAAACUACACAUUUGGUGAACCCGUGAAAGGAAACCUGGAAGUCAAAUUAAUUGAACCUAUAAGUAGUUCCAGACGAAUCAUCGGUCGACGCAGCAAUGUGCAUGAAACGGACCGGUUAAAUACUACUGUUUCUGUUACGGAUUUUAACGGACGCUACAAGUUUACUGUCCCUUUAAGCCGUUCCGUACUGAAUCCAGAGAAAAAGUACAAGUUAAGCAACCUGGAAAUCCGUGCUAAUUUUACCGAAGCGCUGACCGGACAAACUAAAAACGCUACAGCAUUUGUACGCGUCAGUGAUUUGCCGUACAAAUUAGAAGUAACGAACAACGCCAGCACAUUUUCGCCGGGACACCCAUACACUUUUCGCGCCCUCGUCAGCGAUCUCGUUGGGCGUCCACUGCCUCCCAGCACCAAAAAGGUCAACAUCGAAAUUUCGUUCUUCGAUAAACGUGGUUACUGGGGAACCCAGCUGACCAAAUAUACAAACAUCAAUAAAACCGGAAACGGUUCAGACGCAGACAUCUCGCCAGAUUCGUUUUACCGUGGAUCCGUCGGUCCUCGUCUUCCGUCGUGGGCAGUGUCAUGGCCACAGUCACAGGUCGAUGUGAUAAACUCCUCCAUUCCUGCUGAUGGCAUCGUCGACGUCAUUUUCAAAACACCUAAAGAGGCUCGUCGGAUUGAGAUAAAGGUCACGUAUUUGGAGGAAGAGAAACGUUUCACCGUCAAAGGAAAGGAAUCGCCGAGCAGCAGUUUUCUGGAGAUAAAACAACUGUCAGAUGAUCUGCAGAGUGGAAAUUCUGCAACUUUUGGCAUCAAUAUGACAACGAGGACAAACGAAGCAAUUCAAAUUCUGGUCCAAUCAAACUCCAACAGCAGCUUUUUAUGGAGUAACUCAACAUCUGAAACCGGUCCAUACGUCGUAAUUUCCGUUCCCAUUCUGGAGGCGAUGGGUCUCAUUGGUCGGUUGAUGGUCUACUAUGUGCGAGCCGAUAAGGAAAUUGUUGGAAACAUUUUCGUCCUGUCACCGACACCAACAAUGAAAAACACUGUUGAUGUGUCGGCUGAAGCAACCAGCGGAUUCGGUUAUGCCCAGCCCGGCGAGGAGGCGCUCUUUAAAGCCAACACUAGUCCGUCAGCCUUUGUGGCUUUUCUGGCUGUGGAUGAGAGCUUGCUACUGAUGAAAACCGGGAAUGAUCUUUCAGCCGAUGAGGUGAACUGGGUAAUAAGCAAGGACAGAUUCGUUAUACCGUCAGAUAUCUAUUCCGUGGAAGAUUACUUUGACAAAACUUACACCUCUGGCCAGUUCAUACUGACCAAUAACCAACUCCCCACAUCCCGAGAAGAGCGACCAUGGUCUUAUCACAGGCGGUACAGCCCGUCGCGUGGGCGUGGCUGGGGUGGUGCCCGUUCCGGCGGUUCCUCACGCUUUGCAAGUGCAAGUAGCAGUCGUAAAUCGUGGUCUAUGAGCGCUAGUAGUGCCUCGUCUGGCAGCGUCGGUAUUCCUGGAAGACAGCCUGAUGUGGAGUUAGAGUCUUUUGCAUACACGGAACUUCCGCCGACGUCAAAAGCACCAUUCAGUGAGGAAAGCUCCGUAGAAAACUUGGAAACUCCACAUCAAACGCGAAAGGAUUUCCGUCAGAGUUUCUUGUUUGAAACAGCAUUUUCUAACUCCAACGGACUGGUGGAACUGCAUUCAAAAGUGCCGGAUGCAAUAACAACAUGGAGAAUCUCGGCGUUUAGCUUGAGUAACACUAGCGGUCUUGGAUUAACCUCCACUCCGGCCAAGUUGAAAGUUUUUCAGCCCUUUUUUGCUGUACUGAAUUUGCCGUUCAGCAUAGUGCGGUUUGAAAACCUGACUGCCGAAGUGCUGGUCUUCAAUUACAUGUCGCAAAAACAAGAUGUGACGGUCCAGCUGCAAAUUCGCAAUCCCGAUAAUACAACGGCUACGUUGAAAAAGAAUGUUCUCGCCAAACCGAACGAAGGCACCACCGCAACUUUCACGAUCAUUCCCCAGCAGAUUGGUGAUCUAAUACUGAAAGUGACCGCUCAAUCGUCAUUUGCUGCCGACCAGCUGGAGAAGACCCUUCCAGUCAAACCCGAAGGCGUCAAACAGUACUUCACAAAACCGGUUUUUAUUGAUCUCCGCCAAUCAGCCAGUAUGAGCGCACCAAUCACCUUGCCGUCCGAUCCAGCUGGUAAAGUUGACGGAUCCGAUCGAGUGGAAGUGAGAGUGGUCGGUGACAUUCUGGGCGCGGCUAUGAAUAAUUUGGAUAAGCUAAUUCGCCUGCCUACUGGAUGUGGCGAGCAGAAUAUGGCAACGACCGUCCCUAAUUUAGUGGUUGCGAAAUAUCUUAAACAGCUCAACCAGUUGGCUGAACCCCAAAAGUCCAAGCUGUUAGCGAAUAUUCAACUGGGAUAUCAACGGGAACUGACCUAUCGUCGUGGUGAUAACUCUUACAGCGCAUGGGGCAAAUCUGAUCCAAAAGGCUCAACAUGGUUAACCGCUUACGUCGCCCGCGUUUUCGCCGAAGCGGUAGAGUUUGUCCCGAGCAUUGAGGAUGACGUGAUCAAAACGGCAUUGCGCUUUUUGGUAGAUCAGCAAAAUACCGAUGGAUCGUUUGAAGAGAACGGCAGAGUUAUUGACAAACAGCAUCAAGGCGGUGCUUCCAAAGGCAUUGGAUUGACAGCGUUUACGUUGAUAGCCUUCUUGCAGUACAAAGAGUCCGGUAAACCUGUUGUCGUUAAAUUUGACGAAUCCAUGCAGAAAGCCACAAAUUAUCUGGAAUCCAAAUUGAAUACACUGAGCAACGAUUCUUACGCUCUAGCCAUCACGGCUUAUGCGCUGGCAAAGGCAAAGAGUGAAAAGAACGCUGCUGCCUUGGAUUUACUGGAACAGAAAAUGAUUCGAAAUUCUUCGUUGGCGUACUGGACAACUACGGCCUCCCUUUCUGAUCAAGGCGCCGAUGAGGAGCACUCCUAUCCAACGAAUGCUAAGGAUGUUGAAGCGACAGCUUACGCGCUUUUAGCAUUCAUGGCUAACGGGAAAGUAUCGUCCGCUCUGCCCAUUGUUUCGUGGCUGAUCUCGAAGCAGAAUGCAGAGGGUGGAUUUAUUUCUACGCAGGAUACUGUAGUCGGCUUGACGGGCUUGGCAGAGUUUGCGAAAGUUUUUGUCAAUCCGCCAUCAAUGCAAAUUGAUGUGAAGUACAAUGACCAAUCAAAACAGUCGGUGUCCGUCACUCCGCAAACAGCCGUCAUCCUUCAAACAAUUGAACUACCAAAGAAACCGAAAAGUAUUUCCUUGAACGCUCAAGGCAAUGGUGUAGCCUUAGCCUAUUUGAGUUGGACGUAUCACGUGGGAAAACCCAAAGAAGAUGUGGCGUUUGACCUUAACAUUACCAAAACGGUUUCCACAGCGGAUCUUCGUAUGGGAAUAUGCAGCAGGUAUACUCGUGACGGUAAGAGCAGCAUGGCUGUUAUUGAAGUCAACACGCUGUCGGGUUCCCAGUUCGAUGAAGAUGAACUUCGUAAACUGCCAAAGAUGGUCCCUGGUCUGCGAAAAACGGAAAUGGAGAAUAAGGAUACCAAAUUGAAUUUGUAUUUCGAUGAGUUGAAUGAGUCAGCGACAUGUUUCAAGCUGACCAUGUAUCGAAUCUACAAAGUGAAGGAUCUCAAAGACCAGAGCAUAGUUGUUUAUGACUACUACAAUCCUAAGGAGCGGAAGACUGUAUCGUACAAUUUGUAGUAUUUGUUACGUUCUUUUGUGCAUCGAGCUUUUGAGAGAAUUGGUUCGUUACAAAUAGUUGUGUUAUGUUCUGAACAUUUGUGUGAAUGAAGAAUGCAGGAAUAUUAAAUUACAUAAUGGUUUUUCUGUUAAUAGAUGUAUCGUGCACAAGUGCUUAUU
This is a messenger RNA of Paramacrobiotus metropolitanus, 5068 nucleotides long. RefSeq names its product alpha-2-macroglobulin-like. NCBI's taxonomy places the organism in Eukaryota, Metazoa, Tardigrada, Eutardigrada, Parachela, Macrobiotidae. The coding region runs from base 356 to 4909 and encodes 1517 amino acids. The record is from RefSeq and is a predicted model, not a curated record. The transcript has 17 exons. Gene Ontology annotation, cellular component: extracellular region. Gene Ontology annotation, molecular function: endopeptidase inhibitor activity.